GAAAGGUUGGGGAUCCCUGGUCUAAACUGUUCCAAAAGGCCAAAGCUAUUCUAUACUAUUGGACUAUUGGCCUGUGACAGGAGAUUGCUGCUGGCAUCAUCUGAAAGACCAAUGAUGGACUAUAUAGCUGGCGUAUUCCAAAAGGUCACCGCUUGCUUGUUGCAAGACCAACAUUGAGCUACAUGUUUCCAAAACCCAGGGUUCGUCUGUACCACUCCUUAAUUCCAAAGACCAGGGUUGCAGAUGAACAUCUUUGAAAUUAGAUUCAUUUUGUCUAUCAAGUAUUGUUGCUACUUGCAGAAGUUCGGCGGUUGACCAAAGAGGGUGUCGGUGGAAAUGGUGCCCAAUAUAUGACCAGGCAUUUGACCAGGUCCCAUAAGAAGGUUCAAGUUGCAAUCAAGGACUUGGUCAAAUGCCUAUUGUGUCCUAUCCGAUGGGCAGCUCUCAUCUCAAGAUGUUCUGGAGUAGCUGAGAGCUUUAUCCUUUAGUGUUUGCAGAUCUCACAUCGUCACUAGUUGCUACUUGCAGAAGUUCAGUGGUUGACCAAAGAGGGUGUCGGUGGAAAUGGUGCCCAAUAUAUGACCAGGCAUUAGACCAGGUCCCAUAAGAAGGUCCAAGUUGCAAUCAAGGACUUGGUCAAAUACCUAUUGUGUCCUAUCCGAUGGGCAGCUCUCAUCUCAAGAUGUUCUGGAGUAGCUGAGAGCUUUAUCCUUUAGUGUUUGCAGAUUUUUCUUACAUCGUCACUAGUCUGGAAAGUAAUUAGGACCAGGUUGUCCUAAAAAGAUUUGCUGGUUGACCAUGAUUGAUAUCCCUAAGGACACAGUGAGCUCCCAAUGGAUCUUGGAGAAGAGUGGGGACUUGAUAGUUCCACACAUUUGUGUUACAUGAACCCAAGCCCAGCCACCACCACUUGCUAUACCCCUCUGUGCCAAUACAGCUGGCAGGGAACCAUCCUGGUGUAUGAGUCAAGUGCAGAGGUAACAUUGGUGCACCAUGUAGUGCUCUAGCACUUGAGUCUGGGGCAAUGUAAGUGAACCCCAAAUUCAUAUAUCAGCCCCACAUCCUGCUAGUGUUACUUUGCCUCCUCCCCGUGGUGUUUUUAUUGCAAUUACUUGUAUUGCAGAUCAAAGUGGUUGGUUUUAGGGUUAAAAACAAUCGUCCUUGAAGCUCUAAUGAUACAACACCUUGCAAAUUGCAUAUCGCUCAUACAGGCUUACAUCUAAAGCCCCCGCUGAUUCCCAGAGGAGCUCAAUAUGUUGAUGUUUUCUUUCAUUUGCUUCCCCCCCACCCAGAGUUUCAGAAGUUUCUGCAGAGCUUUCUAGAAGGAACAGCCCACCCUCCUCCCUUCCAUCCGCUCCCUCAUUAUCCCGGGAUGUGAACAGAUCACAGAGCCAACUCCUUUCAAGUUUGGAUUAAAGAAGCUGACGGAAAGCAGGGACUAAGGAAGGAGAUAUCUCAGGAUUACUAUGGCAGACUGGACCCUGUCCAACAGUAAAUAAUGGCUCGGCACCGUCUUUUAUGUAAUUUAUCAUCAUGAUCAAAGAACCCUCUCCCUAUGUAUAAUCCAUCUCCAUGUUUGAACACUUCUCAGUAGGGCAGUGUAGUUUCCCUUGGUCUUUUUCAAGUUGAAGCCCACCUUGGAGGUAAGACCAUUGGUAAGGGGCCAGCAGAGCUCAUAACCAGGUUAGAUAUAUGAAAAUAUUUCCCUAUUAGCCGUAGAAGAGCAAAUAAUUGCUCACUCACAGGUCCAAGUCUAUCUGACCCUCAUGGUAAGCUUUGAGGAGCAUCUAGACAAGCAUCUAGAGGAACAUCUAGAGGAGCAUUUGGACGAGCAUCUAGAGGAACAUCUAGAGGAGCAUCUAGAGGAACAUCUAGAGGAGCAUCUAGACGAGUAUCUAGAGGAACAUCUAGAGGAGCAUCUAGAGGAGCAUCUAGAGGAACAUCUAGAGGUGUCCUCCUCAAAUCUCACCCUAAUUAAAGCUCCUACAGCCAUUGCUCCAGGCAUAAUGUAAUGAUAAGCCCAGCACUGACACUUGGGGAUAAUAAAAGAGAAAGCAUGGACAACAGUGGACAGAACAUGUUCUUUAAUACAGUAUCGGUGCAUUCGGUGACUCUACCUUGGGGCUUCUAUAUGGACCAUCAACAAGCACCGUUACGGGAACAGUAUGGCAUUGCUUUUCAUGUUGACUCCUCGUGCUGGGGUGGAAGGCACACAUAUAUCCCCUUUCAGAACCAGCUGGGUCUCUGCGAUUAUUCCUCAGAGCCAGCCUUCAUCAGGAAGCGGAACGAGAGGGAGAGAGAACGAGUGAGGUGCGUCAACGAGGGCUAUGCCCGACUUCGCCAGCAUCUUCCCCUGGAGCUGGCAGAGAAACGUCUCAGCAAGGUGGAGACUCUGCGAGCGGCGAUUGAAUACAUCAAACAUCUGCAGAACAUUCUGGAUCUGGGAACUCUACGGCCUCCGGUGACAGAGCCCUUCUCCAAUACAGAGACCAGCAUUAGCCCAGUGCUCUAUCUCAGCACCAAGAGCUCCAUCCAAAGACAUUGUGCCAUGGGCUCUCCUUGUACAGAAGAACAUCAAUUACACGUUCUCUGAGAGCCAUGUUAUUCUUAAGCCAAUAGAACCAAAAAGAUAAUUGUUUUUCUUUCUUGAAACCAGCUUUUUCUUUGUAUUUAUCCAAAGGGAUAAAUGAGUAUGUUUAGUUAGACUUGGACAUAAUCUCACCCUAGGUAGGUGUAUCCAGGCCAGUCCAAUCUCCCUCCAUCUUUUAUCCAGAUUUUUCUGGGCUGCUGUCUUUCCCAUUGGACCUGAAUGAAUAUCCUUGUGUUCUUCCCACCAUUGAUCUCAGUAGGACCUUCAGUGUUCCUCAUCUGGCAGUCUGUUUGCUUUUAUAUAUAUAUAUAUAUAAGUAUAUAUAUACUCGUGCCUUGCCACCCACCAACUUCUGGGCCAUCACUGAUGGGUGGGUUGGCUGUAGGCAUAACAUUAAUGGCAUUACAGGUCAGGUAAAGAACCAGUUGGGUCUGGGGGGGUUCAGAUCAGACACAUACUUGGUGGUGGAGGGGGGGCUGGGUGCAAAAUUGCCUAGGCCAGUACAGAAGUUGAUGGUGGUUGCACACAGGUUGACUAUUAAGUGGCCCAUGUGUGAUAAGUGUUCAUAGAGGUCAAUGCAAUGGAAAACAAAUCCUUGGUUAGAUGGGUAACUGAUAGGAGUAUGGUGUUACAGGUAUGGGAUCACUUAUCCGGAAAGGCCAUUUCCCAUAGACUCCAUUAUAAGCAAAUAA
Messenger RNA from Xenopus tropicalis (tropical clawed frog), 3282 nucleotides. RefSeq lists its product as uncharacterized. The transcript has a single exon. The record is from RefSeq and is a predicted model, not a curated record. Bases 2012 to 2593 code for a protein of 193 amino acids. Lineage: Eukaryota; Metazoa; Chordata; Amphibia; Anura; Pipidae.